This is a messenger RNA of Nerophis ophidion (straightnose pipefish), 2242 nucleotides long. Its product is annotated as intraflagellar transport protein 57 homolog. The transcript has a single exon. NCBI's taxonomy places the organism in Eukaryota, Metazoa, Chordata, Actinopteri, Syngnathiformes, Syngnathidae. The record is from RefSeq and is a predicted model, not a curated record. Gene Ontology annotation, cellular component: Golgi apparatus; centrosome; cilium. Bases 146 to 1381 code for a protein of 411 amino acids. Gene Ontology annotation, biological process: intraciliary transport; non-motile cilium assembly.
UGUACACAUCAUGAGGCGCCGCGGUACAACACGACACCACCACAGUCCGCGUCCCAACAGAGAUGACAGGCCUUUUCACUUCUGUUGCCGCCGUUUGUGAGGUGUGUGCCGUCAACCCAGCGGAUCGUACUGUGCACCAGCACGCAUGGCGCACCGCCGCGGGGAUGAGGGCGACCGUGGGCCCGGAGCAGCUUACCAGGCGUUUGUAUCUAUGGAGUGUUUGCUGGAGAAGCUGCUCAUUCUAAACUAUGAAGAGGAGGUCCUCGCCAAACACAACAUAAGGAACCUGUCUAGACAUUACUUUGUGUCCAGUCCCUACCUCGAGGCCAACUCGGGUGAACAGUUCUACAUGUUCACCAUCAUCGCCUCCUGGCUCAUCAACGCCGCAGGCAGGCCGUUUGAUGAGAAUAUGGAGUGCGGAGAGCCCAGCGCCACCAUAUCGGACAUCCUCGCAGAGCUGCGGGCUUUUGGCGUCCGUGUGGACUUCCCGCCCUCCAAGCUGUUGUCCGGCUCAGGCGAGCAUGUCUGCUUUGUCCUCGACAGACUGGCUGAAGAAGCUUUGAAGAAGAGAGGCUUUUGCUUCAGGAGCCCAAAAUAUCCACCAGAAACCACAGAGGAACCCCUUGUGGUGGAGGACGACGUGGAACUCACCCUUGGCAACGUGGAGGAGGAGGCGAUUGAGGAGCUGGAUGAUGACGAGGAGAAUGCGAUGGACUUGGAGGCCUUAAAGUUACGCAGCACUCAACGUGAAGUGUCCUCCGUAAUUACAGAAAUACUUCAGCCCACAGUGGACGCGUCUGAGUGGUACCUGGAGGUGGAGCGAGUCCUUCCGCAGCUCAAAGUCACAAUCAAAAAUGACAACAAGGAUUGGAGGGUCCAUGUGGAACAAAUGCACCAACACCGAGACGCCAUCUCGUCUUCCUUCAAAGAGGCCAAGGGAUAUCUGGAGAAGCUGCGGGAGGACAUCGGAAAGACUUUGGAGAAGGUCCGCAGUCGAGAGAAGUACAUCAACAAUCAGCUGGAGCACCUCGUCCAGGAGUACCGCAGAGCUCAAGCUCAGCUCAGCCAGGCGAAAGAACAGUACCGGCAGGCCAGCGAGAAUCUGACGGAGAAGGCCCGCAUCCUAGCCGACAUGGACGACGAACUAAAGCGGGUGAAGCAGGAGACAGAGGAGAGGAGCAGCAGCAUGUCGGACAAAGCGCCGCUAGUCAACAUCAAGCGCUGCGUCGCCAACCAGAAGCAAGAGAUCGUACAGCUCAGCAAAAUGAUCGCCAGUCAACGCUUGCAGAUGAAGAAGUCCAACAGUUUACGGGACACCAUCGACUUUACAGAGACACCACGCUUUUCACGCAGCUCAGACGUGUGGACUUGGGAUUCAUGAACGUCAUCCAUAAUGCACUUAAAAACAUUCAGCCAUUAGGGUGAGCUGGAGCCUAUCCCACGGUGAUUCAAACCCAAACAUCUUGACUGUGAGGCACACGGGCUAGCCACUACUCUGCCGUGCUGCCAUGACUGUGUCUCAAUGGAAGACUUCCAUCAGUACACUUCAAUAAGUAGUACUUACACUGUGUACUUAGUUCCUGAGAGUGCAAGUUUUGCACUCCAUUACUGUCGUUGCACACUUACUGGAAAUGACAAUCACAGUGUUUACGAUUUAAGUGACUGCAUCAAAGGCAUCUUUCCCCUUCUGCCACUUUGAAGCCAACCAUUUUGACUGUUUUGAGUACUGUACUGACAGUGCGCUGCAUUAUGCUGUACUUCUCAGUGUGAAUGCACCCAAAAGUGUAAGUACAUAAGUGAGUGCAUUGAAUGCAGUUAGUACAGUUUUUAGUUUUAUACUUACAUUACAUUAAUGUGUAUAAACAUGAAAAGUAAACUUUUUAAUUUGGGCGUAUCUCUGGGUGACAGUAUGUUUUCAUGGUAUUUUAAUAAAAAUUGCCAAGGCAUGAUGUACAGUAAGUUCAGGUGUAAUCACCAGGUUAGGGUUGUACGGUAUACUAGUAUUAGUAUAGUACCACGAUACUAAUGAAUUAUAUUCGGUACUAUGCCACCUCUAAAAAGUGCCGGUACCUCACUACCCAACCCCCGGUGUCGUCACAUUAUGACAUUGCUGGUUUUACGAGCAGACGAGCAUGUUCGGCAGCACACAAUCACGGAGUACUUACAAGCAGACACAGUGUGUAGACAGAAAAGGGAAAAUGGACCCAUUUUGGCUUAAAAACUAAAGAUAAAGGUGAAGAUA